GGGUGUCUGGACUGGAACCUCCGGGCCCACAUGUCAUGGACAAUAUUACUAGGCAGAACCAAUUCUACGAGACCCAGAUCAUCAAGCAAGAAAACGAGUCAGGCUACGAUAGGAGACCACUAGACAUGGAGCCACUUCAACAGACCUAUCGCCCAGAAGUGAAGACAGAGAUGAAGCAAGAAGCACCCCCCAGCUUUCUUCCACCAGAAGCUUCUCAACACAAGCCAGACAGACAGCAAUUCCAGAGUAGAAAGAGGCCUUAUGAAGAAAACCGGGGACGUGGAUACUUCGAGCACCGGGAGGACAGGAGGGGCCAUUCUCCUCAGCCUCCUGCUGAAGAAGAUGAAGAUGACUUUGAUGACACCCUUGUUGCCAUCGACACAUAUAACUGUGACCUGCACUUCAAGGUGGCCCGCGACCGGAGUAGUGGUUAUCCACUCACAAUUGAGGGCUUUGCACACCUGUGGUCAGGAGCCCGUGCCAGCUAUGGGGUCAGAAGAGGCCGUGUGUGUUUUGAGAUGAAGAUCAAUGAGGAAAUCUCCAUGAAGCACCUUCCAUCUACAGAGCCUGAUCCCCACGUUGUCCGUAUUGGCUGGUCCCUGGACUCUUGCAGCACCCAACUAGGAGAAGAGCCUUUCUCCUAUGGCUAUGGAGGCACACGGAAGAAAUCCACCAAUAGCCGAUUUGAAAACUACGGAGACAAGUUUGCAGAGAAUGAUGUGAUUGGCUGCUUUGCUGACUUCGAAUGUGGAAAUGAUGUGGAACUUUCCUUUACCAAGAAUGGGAAGUGGAUGGGCAUUGCUUUCCGGAUCCAGAAAGAAGCCUUGGGGGGUCAGGCCCUGUACCCUCAUGUCCUGGUGAAGAACUGUGCUGUAGAGUUCAACUUUGGACAGAGGACAGAACCCUACUGUUCUGUCCUCCCAGGGUUCACUUUCAUCCAGCACCUUCCCCUUAGUGAGCGGAUCCAGGGCGCUGUUGGACCAAAGAGCAAGGGAGAGUGUGAGAUUCUGAUGAUGGUGGGCCUACCUGCUGCUGGCAAGACUACAUGGGCUAUCAAACAUGCAGCCUCCAAUCCUUCCAAGAAGUACAACAUCCUCGGUACCAAUGCUAUCAUGGAUAAGAUGCGGGUGAUGGGCCUGCGCCAGCAGCAAAACUACACUGGCUGCUGGGAUGUCCUGAUUCAGCAGGCCACCCAAUGCCUCAACCGCCUCAUCCAGAUUGCUGCCCGCAAGAAACGCAACUAUAUCCUAGAUCAGACAAAUGUUUAUGGGUCAGCCCAAAGACGAAAAAUGAGACCAUUUGAAGGCUUCCAGCGUAAAGCUAUUGUAAUUUGCCCCACUGAUGAGGAUCUAAAAGACCGGACAAUAAAGCGAACCGACGAGGAAGGGAAGGAUGUCCCAGAUCAUGCGGUCUUAGAAAUGAAAGCCAACUUCACGUGGCCUGACGUAGGCGACUUCCUAGAUGAGGUUCUGUUCAUUGAGCUUCAGCGGGAAGAAGCAGACAAACUGGUGAGGCAGUGCAAUGAGGAAGGCCGCAAGGCUGGACCCCCUGAAAAGCGCUUUGACAACCGAGGAGGUGGCUUCCGGGGCCGUGGCGGUGGCGGUGGUUUCCAGCGCUAUGACAACCGAGGUCCCCCUGGAGGCAACCGAGGUGGCUUCCAAAAUCGAGGAGGAGGAAGUGGUGGAGGAAACAACUACCGAGGAGGUUUCAACCGCAGUGGAGGCGGUGGCUACAACCAGAACCGCUGGGGAAACAACAACCGAGAUAACAACAACUCUAACAACCGAGGCAGCUACAGCCGGGCCCCCCAACAACAGCCGCCGCCACAGCAGCCGCCGCCACCACCCAGCUACAGCCCUGCUCGGAACCCUCCAGGGCCCGGCAGCUAUAACAAGAACAGCAACAUCCCUGGCUCAGGCGCCAAUACCAGCACCACCACUGUCAGCAGCUACAGCCCUCCACAGCCAAGUUACAGCCAGCCACCUUACAACCAGGGAGGUUACAGCCAGGGCUACACAGCCCCACCACCUCCACCUCCACCACCACCUGCCUACAACUAUGGAAGCUAUGGUGGCUACAACCCAGCCCCCUAUACCCCACCACCGCCUCCCACUGCACAGACCUACCCCCAACCCAGCUAUAACCAGUAUCAACAGUAUGUUCAGCAGUGGAAUCAGUACUCAAACCAGGGCCAGUGGCCACCUUACUACGGGAACUACGACUAUGGGAGCUACUCCUGCAGCACACAGGGUGGCACAAGCACACAGUAGUAGCCACUGUGUCAAGAGGCUCUUGGAGGCCCCUGCCAGCUUCCUCCACCAGCGCCUACCUUGGCCCCUCCUCUGCCCCCACCAGGUCCUCUGGUGCUGGAGUUGGGGUCAUCCCAGGGCUGCUUCCCUUCAGCCCACCGCCUCCCCUCUGAGGGG
Messenger RNA from Cavia porcellus (domestic guinea pig), 2426 nucleotides. Its product is annotated as heterogeneous nuclear ribonucleoprotein U-like protein 1. Gene Ontology annotation, cellular component: nucleoplasm. Gene Ontology annotation, molecular function: protein binding; RNA binding. Lineage: Eukaryota; Metazoa; Chordata; Mammalia; Rodentia; Caviidae. The record is from RefSeq and is a predicted model, not a curated record.